AUGGGGAAGAAACUGAAAGUAGGAAAGACCAGGAAGGAUAAGUUUUACCACUUAGCCAAGGAAACGGGAGGAUGGUUGCAGGUGGCAUCCAAGUUCAUGCCUGUCUUCAGUCUCGUCAUUGGAGUGGACCUAGUUCCUAUCAAGCCCAUUCCCAAUGUGGUCACCCUGCAGGAGGACAUCACCACAGAGAAAUGCCAACAGGCCCUGAAGAAGGAGCUGCAGACCUGGAAGGUUGAUGUUUGUCUGAAUGAUGGUGCUCCCAACGUGGGAGCCAAUUGGCAAUACGACGCCUAUUCACAAGGAGACAUGCCCUGGAGUGCAGAUUGGGUUUCCUCCCCUUACCAGAGCAGGGGGUGCAGCUCGGGCCCUGCAGGGGUGUCGUUCGCAGUGGGGCUGCAGGAGGUGGAGGAGGAUGAAAAGAACGAGCUGCUGGUGGAAUUGGAGGAUAAGAGUGAGAAGAGGGACCGCGAGACCAGCCUGUGGUUCGGGAAGGUGCGGCCCCCGCCCCCCAGCCCGACACUGAGGGAGGACGGGAGGAAGGGGAAAGGGAAAAGUAAAACCACGCCCACUGAUCAGAAAGGGGAGGAGAUUAAAUGGGAAGUUGGAGCAGCAUCGCAGGUCAAAGAUCAGCAGGAAGGAGGAGAAAGUGACAGCGACUCUGACACCAGCAGCAGCGAGGACGAAAGUGCGAUCCAGGAUAUUAAGAGGAAGUCGGGGAUGAAAGGAGAGAAGAGAGGCCUGGGAGAGGAGCAGGACUUUGAGGUGGUGCCUGUCAAGAGAACGAGUAAGAAGGCUCAGAUCCUGAACCCCGAGGGACUGGCUUUGGGCACCAUCAUCGCUGCUUCCAAGAAGAAACAACGAGACCUUGUUGACCGGUCCUUCAACAGCUCCAGCGCAGGGAACGGGAUUCGUAACUCCACCUUCAGCGUUCCUGCGUCGGACCCCAGGUUCAAGAGCUACGAGAACACUACUGUCUGGCUGCUGUCCCUAUUCAGCUGCAUUGCAGUGGCCUUCAUUUUUUCCAGAGGGAAGCCCUUCCUCAAGGCAAUCUAUGCCAACUGAGUGUCAAAAACAUACCUCUCACCCUGACCAGCCCUGAGCUUAACCUACCGUGUGUUCAGCUGCAGCUCUGUGACUUUAACCUGUGGGGUUAAGCCUUUCCCAUCUACAGUAUACGUUGAAUAGCCAUAAUCCUAACGCUAACCCUUAACCUGCCUCUGUCGUGCUCAUCCCUUCCACAACGCAAUACACAGCCCCUGUGAGUGCUCUGACCCUGACCAUAAUGCAACUCACUCUGCUGUGUUUGUGAUGUUGCCCCCUGUAGAUCUCUUUGUGUUGGUCCUGCUGUUCAGUUAGCAGUCUGUCUCUUCUUCCUCUUUGCAGACAUCCCUGGGCUCUAUCAGUUCAUGAAUGUAUGGUUUAUACCUGCACCACAGCUUCCAGCAUGUUUGUGUAGAUUACACAUUUUCAGGGUGUUAAAACAGUGUGAAUCUCUCCCUCUCUCUGCUCAGCUGGUGUGCACCCCAACCGAGUGGGGACUUCACAUCCUGGUCAUGCUGCUUGUCUACUUGGCAAUCAAGCUGAGUUUGUGAGGGUUGCUGCCUCUAGUGUCUCGCACUUUCUCUGGGAUUCCUUCAGUGAGAACGUGGCUCUGUGGUUGCGUAGUCUGUGCUUCUUGGUCUUUAUUGGCAUGACAAGUUAUACAAGCAUUGUCAAAGUAAAUGCAGCGAGUGGACAGAAAUUUGUUAUACGUGUGUGUGUGUGUGUGUGUGUGUAUAGGCUUCUCCUCUGUUAAUUUCUUCUUCCCAUACCCCUUUCAUCAAGAGACCUUGAGAGGAUAUUACCAAGAGAGUAUUUCUCUCAAAUUUCUCUGCAAAUUGUACUCUCUAAGGCUGUGGCUGUGUAGUCUGUCUGACAAUCUCUCUGUCUCUCAGGAGAUCAUCAUUGAGAACAGGACCAUUUGCUGUGUAGUCUAUCUGUGUGUGUGUGUGUGUCUCACAGUCUCUGAGGUCUCUCACAGGAGUUCAUCAUUGAGAACAGGGCCCUGUGGUGGUGGCUGAGGUGCUGUGCAGGGGUACAGUCUCAGAGCUGCUUCAGGUAGCUGCAGACAGCGCUGGAGAAAGAGGCAUGCUGGCUCCCCCUCUCAGGGGCAAAGUAUGUUGGCCCUCUCAGCAAAAACGGUUCCUGUGUGAAACAUAUUGAAAAUGAUUUAAUAACAACCGUAUUAUAUAUUUAUUGUAUGUAUUGUAAUCCUACAAAAGGCCAGUCUUUAGCGCCCACCAUUACCACAGUACGACCUGGGAGGUGUGGCCGGCUCCCUCUCCAUCUGCCUAGCAUCAGAGAUCCGGAUAACACUAACAAUUUUUUUUUUUUUUUGGUUCCUGGAUAGUAAGUGUUAU
Molecule: messenger RNA, 2399 nt
Organism: Polyodon spathula (Mississippi paddlefish)
Lineage: Eukaryota; Metazoa; Chordata; Actinopteri; Acipenseriformes; Polyodontidae
Product: pre-rRNA 2'-O-ribose RNA methyltransferase FTSJ3-like
Exons: 10
Coding region: 1-1062 (353 amino acids)
Biological process (GO): maturation of LSU-rRNA from tricistronic rRNA transcript (SSU-rRNA, 5.8S rRNA, LSU-rRNA); maturation of 5.8S rRNA from tricistronic rRNA transcript (SSU-rRNA, 5.8S rRNA, LSU-rRNA); rRNA methylation
Cellular component (GO): nucleolus; preribosome, large subunit precursor
Molecular function (GO): rRNA (uridine-2'-O-ribose)-methyltransferase activity; rRNA (guanine) methyltransferase activity
Source: RefSeq, a predicted model, not a curated record